Acyrthosiphon pisum (pea aphid) is the source of this 924-nucleotide messenger RNA. RefSeq lists its product as uncharacterized. Bases 1 to 924 code for a protein of 307 amino acids. Lineage: Eukaryota; Metazoa; Arthropoda; Insecta; Hemiptera; Aphididae. The transcript has a single exon. The record is from RefSeq and is a predicted model, not a curated record.
AUGCAUAAUUGGGGAGAUAUUUGGACUCUCAGCGACGCGAAUACCGAUAAUCCGAACGCGAGUGCCGAUAAUCCGAACGCGAGUGCGAACUCUAACCCCACACAGAUGAACGCAAACGCCGACAGCUUACCGCAUCCUCUCGCGGCCACCGACGUUUCAACAGUAAUGCCGUUAGACAUAAACGCAUUCGCAUCCGUACGAUUACCCGGAUUUUGGCGACACUCUCCGCAGCAGUGGUUUACACACGCGGAAGCGAUCUUCCACAAUCAACGCGUUAGGUCCGAUCUGUCACGCGUAAACCACGUGCUCGCUGCACUUGACGAAGAUGGUGUUCGCACCAUCGGAGAUUUACUCGGCGCCGACGUUCAAUAUUCCGCAGUAAAAAGUCGACUUAUUACCGCGUACGAUGUCCCUCAAGCCACUCGUUUCCGUUCAAUCAUUCAACACGGAGGCAUGGGCGACCGACGUCCUUCACAAAUGUUACGCGACAUGCGUAGCGCGUUACCAAACGGAAUCGGCGAGUCGACGUUAAAAGAGUUUUGGCUCCAGAAACUCCCGCCAACUAUCCUCGCCAUCGUUUCCGGUCUCGACGGUUCACUGGAGUCACUGGCCGAACGUGCCGACCGAGUCGCGGAUGCAAGCGCCGGUCAUGAUUUAUCCGCCGUGUCGCAUGAACCUGAUCGCCUCCACUCAAUGGAGAACGCGAUUUCAGCGCUCACCGCACAGAUUGCGGCGUUAGUGUCGACACAGUCCACGCAACACCGACCGUCUCGCAGCCAGGACAGAUCGCGAGCAAAAUCGCGCAACCGCUCCAAGUCCCGCACAGGCCGCUCACACAACGACGCAUGGUGUUUUUACCACAAUGUCUACGGUACCGAAGCACGGAAAUGCCGGGACCCAUGCUCGUACGAGUCGGAAAACUAA